Molecule: messenger RNA, 1185 nt
Organism: Diutina rugosa
Lineage: Eukaryota; Fungi; Ascomycota; Pichiomycetes; Serinales; Debaryomycetaceae
Product: ribosome dissociation factor
Exons: 1
Coding region: 1-1185 (394 amino acids)
Biological process (GO): RNA surveillance; nonfunctional rRNA decay; nuclear-transcribed mRNA catabolic process, non-stop decay
Cellular component (GO): cytoplasm
Source: RefSeq, a predicted model, not a curated record
AUGAUUGUGAAGAAUAAGGUCAAGCUUAAGGAUAAGCGGGUGGCGUUGACCGUCGUCCCUCAAGACGCUGAGGACUUGUGGUAUAUUUAUAAUUUGGUGGCCAAAGGCGAUACCGUGGUGGCGCUGACUCAUCGCAUGGUCAAGAAAGGCGACAAGGGUAAGGCUAAAGUGGAGAAGAUGGCGUUAACUUUGAAACUUCAGGUGGAAGAUGUCGACUACGUGUCCAGUGCUGAUGAUAUGCGGAUCCUGGGUAAGCUGAUUGAGCCCAAUGAAAACGUGCCAUUGAACUCGUACCACACCAUCGAUGUCGAAUUGGGGGCUAAUCUCACCAUUAUCAAGGAUAGCUGGGACGAAUACGAUAUGACUAUUUUAAACGACUUGUCUAACAUCGAAAGCAAAGCUGAUGUUGGUGCGGUGGUGCUUCAGGAAGGUGUGGCGCACAUUUGUUUUAUUACCGAUAGUAUGACGGUGCUUAAGGCGAAAGUGGAGAAGUCAAUCCCGCGAAAAUCCACUCAGUACGGCAGCAAAGACCACGACCAGGCGGUGGAUAAGUUCUUGACGAACACCUUACAAACGAUGUUGAGACAUUUUGACUUUGACCGGCUUAAAGUCAUCAUGUUCGUGUCCCCCGGGUUUGUGGCGAAGCUGUUGUACGAUAAACUCUUCACUUCGGCUCAGGCAGGAGUGCUGCUGGGAGGUCCCGAGAAGAAGAUGUUUGAACUGGUGCUCAAAAACAAGAGUAAAGUGAUCAUCGCCCACUCGUCCACCGGUUACUUACAGGGUUUAGAAGAAGCACUUACUGAUCCUGCUGUCAAGAAGCAAUUGGCUGAAACCAAGUUUGCCGCUGAGCUGGAUGUGUUACACCAAUUUGAAACGGCACUUAACGACGAUGAUGGUCGUGCGUGGUACGGCAGGGCCGAAGUGGAGAAGGCGCUUGACAUCGACGCUGUGCGGUACCUUAUGGUCUCUGAUAGUUUAUUCCGAAGCGAUGACAUUCAAGAACGGCGCCAUUACAUUGAUCUCACCGAGCGGGCGAAAGCGUUGGGGGCGGAAGUGCUUAUCUUCUCCAGUUUACACGAUCUGGGGGUCCAGCUCAAUCAAUUGACGGGAAUUGCGGCGUUGCUUAAAUACCCGGUACCUGACCUUGACGACGACUUGGAAGAAGAUGACGACGAUGAUGAGUGA